Macrosteles quadrilineatus (aster leafhopper) is the source of this 1041-nucleotide messenger RNA. RefSeq names its product mitochondrial E3 ubiquitin protein ligase 1-like. Lineage: Eukaryota; Metazoa; Arthropoda; Insecta; Hemiptera; Cicadellidae. The transcript is spliced from 3 exons. The record is from RefSeq and is a predicted model, not a curated record. Gene Ontology annotation, molecular function: ubiquitin protein ligase activity. The coding region runs from base 357 to 764 and encodes 135 amino acids. Gene Ontology annotation, biological process: protein ubiquitination; ubiquitin-dependent protein catabolic process.
CAACAGAAUGAACAGCAACUGAGCAACAGAAGAAAGAAGGACAAGGAAGUACAGAAAAACAGAAACAGCAAACAGAACAGACGACAGACGUUCAUACAGACUACAGACAGACUAACUAAAUUAUUAGUAAUUACUUAUAAGUAAACAAGGGCAGAUGGUUCUAAGUUAGGCAAAAUUACGUUAGUGGUUUAGUAUUUGGAAAAUAAAUCUGAUUGUGGUCUUUUGUUGUAUUAGUACAAGUGAGUAAAUAAUAUUCGAGAAUAGGCUACCAUUUUAUAGAAUCAGCUUUGCCCUUGCCCUUGUCUCGAUCUAAUUGUAAUACUGAACUGAACUUUUUCUUUUACAAACGAACUAAGAUGAGCGAAAAUAGAAAAGAUAGCAAAAACGACCAAGGAAGUGGAUUUGGCCUUGGAGCGGCAGUGUUGUUGGGGGUAGGAGCUGCAGCUGCAGGGUUUUUGGCUGGCAACUUUUUCAAAAAUGCUCAACAGUCCACUGCGGGGCCCAGCAGACAAUCUAGUUCUCCAGCCGGUUGGGAGGAUAAAAAUGAGAACCUUAGAGCAAGGAAGAAGCAAAGAAGCUUGUUUAAAGAGAGUAAUAACAUUCCUGAUGAGUUGAAAUGUGUUGUGUGUCUCGACAACCCCCGAGAAAUCUGUUUACUUCCUUGUGGCCAUGUUUGUCUGUGUGAGGACUGCUCUGACCAGAUCAAGGAACACUGCCCCAUGUGCCAACAAGUGAUACAAAACAAGAAAGCCAUCUAUAUCUAGAUUUGCAGAUCUAACAAUGUUUGAUCGGGCCAAAGUUGACAAUGGCCUGUAUAUAAUGUAAAAUAAACUAGAAUCACUCCCAAAUAAAGUGUGUUUUUAAUAUUUAAAAUAAUUAACAAGUUGAAUUAUAUUGACAUUUUGGAUUUCCAUGAAUAGCACCUUGUUCUAUUUAUUUACACUUUUACAACAGGGUGUCUCAUUAUAUUAUAGGCUGUUUAUUUGUUAAUUAUUUGUUGAUAUUUGUUAUCUAUAACAAAUAAAUAGAGAGAUUUUGAAA